AUGUUCCUGGCCGUGCCGUCGCAAGGUGACAAGCCGCGCUGGUACCGCCUCCUCUGCGCCGGAGGUGUGUCACGGUCCGAUCCGUGGAGAGAGGUCGACAAUCCUGACCAUGGCGCCAUGCUCUUCUUCAAGAACACGCUGGCCAAGGCUCUCAACAAGCCGACGGUGAAAGCGCUGGUGAUCGUCUCGUUCCUGCUGUACCUGGCCGGCGCCAUCUACGGCUGCCUCCACGUGCAGGAGGGCCUGGAGAAGCAGCGGCUGGCCGGCCCCGACUCCUACAGCGUGCAGUACUUCCAGACGUCCGCCAAAUACUUCAGCGACUUCCCGUACCGAAUACAGGUCAUCGUGGAAGGCCGGCUCAACUACUCGGACCCGAAGGUGCAGCAGGAGGUGGAGACGCUGCUGCAGAAACUGGAGUCGAGCCGCUUCGUGGCCGACAAGUUCUACACGGACUCGUGGCUGCGUGACUGGACGGGGACGCUGGAGUGGGGUGGCGACGUGCUGGAGGUGGACCUCUCUACAUACGAGAAGUGGACGGAAAGCCUCAAGAGGGUGAUGCUGAGCGGGCCAGGGGGCACGCCCCAGCUGGACGUGGCGUUUGACGAGACGGGCCGGCACAUCGUUGCCUCCCGCUUCAUCAUCCAGAUCAAGGAUGUCCAAGGCGAGACGGAGAGCAGCCUGAUGAUGGAGGAGCUCCGGACUAUCUGUGACCAGUCUCCGCUCGAAGCCGAAGUCUUCGAUCCUCGUUUCAUCUUCUUUGAUCAGUACACCUACGUAAGAAGCAUCACCAUACAGUCCACAGGCAUUGCUGCCAUCAUCAUGUGCAUCAUCUCGCUCAUCUUCAUCCCCAACCCGAUCUGCUCGCUGUGGGUGGCAUUCAGCAUCCUCAGCAUCGAGAUCGGCGUCAUCGGCUACAUGUCGUUGUGGGGCGUGAAUCUGGACAGCAUCUCCAUGAUCAAUCUCAUCAUGUGCAUUGGCUUCUCGGUGGAUUUCUCCGCGCACAUCAGUUACGCAUACAUGUCAGCGCGCGGCAAGUCAGCCGACAAGAGAGUGGAGGAGAGUCUGUACGCCCUGGGACUGCCGAUUCUACUAGGGGGCCUCUCCACAAUAGCCGGCGUGAGCACGCUCUGUCUAGCGCCUUCCUACAUCUUUGAGGUCUUUUUCAAGACCACCUUCCUCGUGAUCACGUUCGGCCUGAUGCACGGCCUGUUCCUGCUGCCCGUGAUGCUCUCACUGUGCGGGCCGGGCAGCACCCUCUGCGGCUUCCGCAAACGGGAGCGUGACUCGGCCGAGAGCGCCAGCUCCGCCGACCCACCGACCUACCUCGGCCCGCCGUCGCUGCUCGCCACCGGCAGCGACAAGUGUCCAAACCCUCCGCUGGCCGUCGCGCCGGGCGCGCUCGGUGUGUACAGCAACGAGGGCUACAGCAGUGACAGUGAAGCAGUGAGCAGCGAGUCUGGGGUCGAGCAGACCGCUAGUGGUACGUCCACCGCCGAGCUGGCGGACAGUGACAGCACCAGGACGGGCGCCUAG
Pollicipes pollicipes is the source of this 1533-nucleotide messenger RNA. RefSeq names its product patched domain-containing protein 3. NCBI's taxonomy places the organism in Eukaryota, Metazoa, Arthropoda, Thecostraca, Pollicipedomorpha, Pollicipedidae. Gene Ontology annotation, cellular component: cytoplasmic vesicle membrane; plasma membrane. The transcript has 8 exons. The record is from RefSeq and is a predicted model, not a curated record. The coding region runs from base 1 to 1533 and encodes 510 amino acids.